AUGGUGGAGAAGAUGCAGCGCCAGCUGGCUGUCCUGAAGGAACUCUUUUCUUCAGGGUGUCCCUCAGAGCUGGCAGCUCUGGGAGAUUCUGAGACCCACCCUUCCCACCCCUCUGAUGCUGGACCUCAUGCUCCAGCUCCAGCUCUGGUUCCUGUGGGCCCUCCAGCUCUGGUUCCUGUGGGCCCUGCAGCUCUGGUUCCUGUUGGGUCUCCUGCUGAGCCCUCUGCUCCUGAGGUUCCUGGGUCAUCGGCUAUCGCCUCCACGUCAUAUGGGUCAGCUACCGUCUUCUCCAUGACAUCUGGGUCGGCUGUGUCACCUCCACGUCACCUGGGUCGGCUGCCGUUGCCUCCAUGUCACCUGGGUCAGCUGCCGUCGCCUCCAUGUUGCCUGGGUCGGCUGCCGUCACCUACAUGUUGCCUGGGUCGGCUGCCAUCGCCUUCUUGUCGCCAUGCUGCCCUGCCUCAGUCCUGA
Austrofundulus limnaeus is the source of this 471-nucleotide messenger RNA. RefSeq names its product skin secretory protein xP2-like. NCBI's taxonomy places the organism in Eukaryota, Metazoa, Chordata, Actinopteri, Cyprinodontiformes, Rivulidae. The record is from RefSeq and is a predicted model, not a curated record. The coding region runs from base 1 to 471 and encodes 156 amino acids. The transcript is spliced from 3 exons.